Messenger RNA from Grammomys surdaster, 1515 nucleotides. RefSeq names its product secernin 1 (gene Scrn1). Gene Ontology annotation, molecular function: dipeptidase activity; cysteine-type exopeptidase activity. Gene Ontology annotation, biological process: proteolysis. The transcript has 8 exons. The record is from RefSeq and is a predicted model, not a curated record. NCBI's taxonomy places the organism in Eukaryota, Metazoa, Chordata, Mammalia, Rodentia, Muridae. Bases 175 to 1419 code for a protein of 414 amino acids.
GACCAAAGCAGCUGUUAGCAGGGGGCUGGAGAGCCUGGAGUCUGGGGAACCGGAGCGCCGGCAGUGUUCUGCGCUACUGACGCGGAGGCUGUAACCUAGCCGCCGCAGCGCCCCCAACUCCGCAGUCGCAGCAUCAGCACCGCUGGACCCGGCUGGAGCCGGCUGCUUGGCAGGAUGUCUGGUGCUCCUCCGAGUUACUCUUUUGUGGCUCUGCCACCUCGAGCUAAGGAUGGUCUGGUGGUAUUUGGGAAAAAUUCAGCUCGUCCCAGAGAUGAAGUACAGGAGGUUGUGUAUUUUCCAGCUGUUGACCAUGAAGCUGAGAGCAAAGUCGAGUGUACUUACAUCUCAAUUGACCAAGUUCCCAGGACCCACGCUAUCGUGAUAAGCAGACCUGCCUGGCUCUGGGGGGCAGAAAUGGGAGCCAAUGAACAUGGGGUAUGCAUAGCCAACGAAGCCAUCAAUGCCAGGGAACCAGCCGCUGAGACAGAAGCCUUACUGGGGAUGGAUCUGGUCAGGCUUGGUUUAGAACGAGGGACAACAGCUAAAGAAGCCUUGGACAUCAUUGUUUCCUUAUUGGAUGAGCACGGACAAGGUGGAAAUUACUAUGAAGACGCACACUCCUGCCAUAGCUUCCAGAGUGCAUAUCUGCUGGUGGAUCGCGACGAAGCCUGGGUGCUGGAGACCGUAGGGAAGUAUUGGGCUGCUGAGAGGAUCACAGAGGGAGUGAGGAGCAUUUGCAAUCAUCUUUCACUCACUACUAAGAUGGAUGAAGAACACCCAGAACUCAGGACUUAUGCUCAGAGUCAAGGCUGGUGGACGGGAGAGGAUGAAUUCAAUUUUGCCCAGGUUUUUUCUCCAGCUGAUGACCAUUUGGACUGCUGUGCAGGCAAAGACAGCUUAGAAAAGCAAGAAGAAAGCAUCACGGUGCAGACGAUGAUUAACAUCUUACGAGAUAAAGCCAGUGGAGUUUGCAUAGAUUCUGAGUCUUUCCUCACCACAGCCAGUAUAGUGUCUGUCCUGCCUCAGAACAGAAGUUCACCGUGCAUCCACUACUUCACCGGGACCCCAGAUCCUUCCAGGUCCAUAUUCAAGCCUUUCAUCUUUGUUGAUGAUGUAAAACUUGUCCCCAAAGCACAGUCGCCCUGUUUUGGUGAUGAUGACCCAGCCAAAAAAGAACCUCGGUUCCAGGAGAAGCCAGACCGCCGGCAUGAGCUGUAUAAGGCACAUGAGUGGGCACGUGCUGUCAUCGAGAGUGACCAGGAGCAAGGCCGCACACUGAGGAAGACCAUGCUGGAGUUGGAGAAACAAGGCUUGGAGGCCAUGGAAGAGAUUCUGAGCAGCCCUGAGCCCCCGGACCCCGCUGAGGUGGGAGACCUUUUCUAUGACUGUGUGGACACAGAGAUGAAAUUCUUUAAGUGAUGUAAGCACCCUCACCCUUACUUAAAACUUCCCACCCGACUAAAUUACCAGCGGAUAAACACUCUUCUGUUUGAGUAAAACGAGAGUUACCAUGUG